Strongylus vulgaris is the source of this 528-nucleotide messenger RNA. The record is from the annotation of a GenBank genome assembly. NCBI's taxonomy places the organism in Eukaryota, Metazoa, Nematoda, Chromadorea, Rhabditida, Strongylidae.
AUGCCGAGCCUGCUGGACACACUAUCUUCCUCGUCAGCGCAUUUUAUUCGGUGUGUGGUACCAAACUACGAGCGAGUCCCAAAUAAAGUUGAUGGACCUCUUGUUCUGAAUCAGCUCAAAUGCAACGGAGUCCUAGAAGGAAUUCGCAUAUGUCGUGAAGGCUAUCCAUCACGACUUUCAUUUGCAGAGUUUGUUUCCAGAUAUAACAUUCUAAAGAAGGAUGCGUCACUGACAGGCUAUCCCUCACGACUUUCAUUUGCAGAGUUUGUUUCAAGAUACAACAUUCUAAAGAAGGAUGCAUCACUGACAGGUAGCGGUGCUGCUGCAAUUUGCGAAGUAGCUGGUAUCGACCCUUCAAGAUAUCAGAUUGGAUAUACCAAAAUCUUUUGUAAGAUUGGCGUCAUCUCGGAUUUAGAAGCGAAGCGACGAGAUCACAUCAAUGGAAUCGUCGUCAACCUGCAAGCUAGGAUUCGUUACUUGAAUGCGCAGCAGGAUCUUCACAUGAGGAAAAAGAAAUUGUGGGUAUAA